Mycosarcoma maydis (corn smut) is the source of this 1224-nucleotide messenger RNA. RefSeq lists its product as uncharacterized. Gene Ontology annotation, molecular function: DNA-binding transcription factor activity. NCBI's taxonomy places the organism in Eukaryota, Fungi, Basidiomycota, Ustilaginomycetes, Ustilaginales. The transcript has a single exon. The coding region runs from base 1 to 1224 and encodes 407 amino acids. The record is from RefSeq and is a predicted model, not a curated record. Gene Ontology annotation, biological process: regulation of DNA-templated transcription.
AUGGCUCAGACUCAACGUCUAGAACAGAUCCAAAACUAUCGACAGCUCAUCGCCCAGCUCAACGCCACGAUGCCUGCUUCUGCUGAUAGCACAGUCCCGAUGCUGCCUUUCGGGGCGUCUUUUGCGGACUCUGCCAAGACCGUAGGAACCGGUCUCAACGCCGCUUCCUUCGGUCUCAACCCCAUGUCUGCUGAUGACCCUUCGUGGAUCGGACACGGAUUCCAGGCCCAGGCCGCUGUCGACUUCCUCUCUUCCCCAGAGUGGACUGACCCGUCGCCUGCGCUGACCGACUCGAUGUCUUUCGAGAUCGACUCUUGCGGCCCCAGCCCGCUGCUGCCUCUGGAUGGCUACGAGGAUGAUCUCGGAGUGCCCGGUAUCGCCGGCGCUCCCCUCUUCCCUCCUCAGGAUGGAUACGCCUCGUCCAACGUGAGCCCGCUUGAGCCCGCUCACAACGACUUUGGCUCCUCCACCGUUGGUGAUUUUGGUGCCCCUGAAAUGGGCUCUGACUUUACCCUGUUUCCUGAGACCAGGCCUGCCAAGCUUCCCAUUGAGAUGGCGUUCAGCAAGCUGAACAAACCCGCGGCUGGCUCUGGCACCUCAAAUGAAGAUCCCGCUAUGACGCUUCUACGAGCCCUGAGCAGUGCUGCGCUCUCCGCCUCGUCGAGUACCGCCAGUGUUGCUGUUUCCAACAACAGCAGCACCUCGGUCGCUGCGUCUUCGACUCCAGUACUCACUGCUUCGCCACUAGCAUUUACUUCAAUGGGCGCUCCCCAGGCUCUCGCUCCUUCGAGCACCGAGGCGACCCCUCCUGCUCUGCAACGAACGAGUUUGUCGCUGUCAUCGUCUUCUGCCCCGGUGGCCACUAGUGAAUCCCGAGGCACAAAGCGACGCAUGGAAUCGACGGACCUUCUGCCUCUGGAUGCUCCCAUCCAAAAGCGUACCUACUACACAGUCUCUGCCACUUCCCGACGUGACACUGCUCGCGCCGCCGAAGUGGACGAGUUUGCCGAGGAGGAGGCUGCCAUUCGACGCGAGAAGGACCCUCGUGUUGCCAAGCGUCUUUCGAACACGCUGGCCGCUCGACGAUCUCGACACCGUAAGGCGGAAGAGCUUCGUCUGCUCAACGAGAAGAUCGAAGCUCUCACCUCUGAGGUUGAGUCGUGGAAGCGACGUUGCGAACAGGCCGAGAAGGAGAGGAACGACGCGCUGGCACUGCUGUCUUAG